Molecule: messenger RNA, 1753 nt
Organism: Quercus lobata
Lineage: Eukaryota; Viridiplantae; Streptophyta; Magnoliopsida; Fagales; Fagaceae
Product: serine/threonine-protein kinase AtPK2/AtPK19-like
Exons: 7
Coding region: 41-1558 (505 amino acids)
Biological process (GO): protein phosphorylation
Molecular function (GO): ATP binding; protein serine/threonine kinase activity
Source: RefSeq, a predicted model, not a curated record
CUCUCUCUCUCUCUCUCUCUCUCUCUCUCUCUCUUCAAAAAUGUUGUCGAAUUCUCAGAAGAAGAAAUACUUGCACACUUUCUUAGCCACCAACCUUAACAACAAGCUCACAGUUUCAAUCCCAUCGUAUUCCGACACCACCACCACCACCACCCAAGAUGACUUCGACUUCUCCGAAGUGUUUGGUCCCUUAACCCCACAUCACCACCAAAACCAAAACCCAACUUCAAAUCCCAACCCUUCAUCUUCAUCACCACCGUCCACGUCAUCACCCUCCUUCUCUGCCACCGCCGCCGCCGCCACCACCACCUUCCCAAUCCCAGUGGACCCACCUGUGAUCCACAACCGGUCCCACUCCUUCGUGGGUCCCUCUCCUCGCUUCACCACCACCUCUCUCCCCCGCUCUCUCCCCCUUGAACCCGAACUCGAACCCGACUCUGAACCCGAAACCGAACCCGGAAAUGACCCAACUGAUGAUGAUGAUGGUGAUGGUGAGAGUGAGAGUGUGGGAAAGAUUGGGCCUUUGGAUUUUGAGAUUCUGAGAGUUGUGGGGCAAGGUGCUUUUGGAAAAGUGUUCCAAGUCAGAAGGAAGAAGAAGAAGAAAGAGAAUAUUCAUUGUGGUUCUGAUAGUGAUAGUGAUGGUAGUAGAGAUGGGAUUUACGCCAUGAAAGUGAUGAGGAAGGACACCAUUAUAAAGAAGAACCAUGUGGAUUACAUGAAGGCUGAGAGGGACAUUCUCACUAAAGUUGUCCACCCUUUUAUUGUUCAGCUCCGCUACUCCUUUCAGACCAAGACUAAGCUUUACUUGAUUCUGGAUUUUAUUAAUGGAGGGCAUCUCUUUUUUCAUCUGUACCGGCAGGGAAUCUUCAGUGAGGAUCAGGCAAGGGUUUAUACUGCUGAGAUAGUUUCUGCUGUUUCACAUCUUCACAAGUGCGGGAUCGUGCAUCGGGAUCUUAAACCUGAAAAUAUUCUCAUGAACGCUGAUGGCCAUGUUAUGCUAACUGAUUUUGGACUGGCAAAGGAAAUUGAUGAAUCAAGCAGAUCAAAUUCAAUGUGUGGGACCACAGAAUACAUGGCUCCAGAAAUUUUGCUGUCUAAAGGCCACAAUAAAGAUGCAGAUUGGUGGAGUGUUGGGGUACUCUUGUUUGAGAUGCUAACUGGACAGCCACCAUUUACACAUGCAAAUAGAAAGAAACUUCAGGAGAAAAUCAUCAAAGAGAAGUUUAAACUUCCACCAUUUCUUACCAGUGACGCUCAUUCCUUACUUAAAGGAUUGCUGCAAAAGGAACCAUCAAGAAGAUUAGGCAGUGGUCCUAAUGGAGGGGAUGAGAUCAAAAGUCACAAGUGGUUUCAAUCAAUCAAUUGGAAGAAAUUAGAGGCCAGAGAACUGCAACCAAAGUUCAAGCCAGAUGUGAGUGGUAAAGACUGUACAGCCAAUUUCGACCGGUGCUGGACAGCAAUGCCUGCAGAUGACUCGCCAGCUCCCACGCCAACUGCAGGUGAACAUUUCCAAGGAUAUACUUAUGUGGCACCUAACCCUUGGCUUUCAUCUGUAUAAACUUAUAGCUUCUGGCCAAGAGCAUAGUUAGGAUGAUAUGAACGGUGGUUUGAAGCAGGGCUGCCAUUCAAGUGUAAUCUUAACUGAUUCCAAGUCCUGCUAUCAAACAAACAAAUAUGUUCACAUUCAUAUCUCAUGUACAAUAUUUCUAACUCGUCUUAGAAUAAAUAAUUGUGGAUUUUCACUUCCUACUCA